AUGAGGAGGAGUUGGAGAGUAGAGGAUGGCGUGGUUAGAUUAUGGGGUAACGAUGAGAGGGAAUUUGGUGUGGGACACAUAGCAUGUCAUCAAAGAUUGGAUGGGCACCAGACGUUCUUGCUCACCGGCCCUACCACUCAUGCCAUCAUUUACAAGCUGCCACUCCUCCACUUCUGCAAGCAAGCAGGUGCUACUCUGGUGGAGGCCUCCCUGGAUGACCAUGAAUCUCUGGUCUCCCUCCUCUCUGGGAUCGACUUGGUCAUCUCCACCAUCGCCAAAGAACAAAUUGAACAGCAACUCAAGCUCGUCCGGGCCAUGAAGCAAGUUGGAACCAUCAAGAGAUUUCUUCCUUCAGAAUACGGAGUGGACCCAGAUUUCAUGGAGCACUCCAUCGCGCCUGGUUCAGUGUUGUUUGAGCAGAAAAGAAGCGUUAGGCGAGCUGUUGAGGAGAGUGGGAUCCCGCACACUUACGUGGUUCCUCACUGCCUUGCCGGUUACUUCCUGUCUGGCCUGGAUAAUUAUGUGUGGUUCUGGCCGUCGGAGGCCAAAGUGUGGAUCUAUGGUGACGGAAAUCACAAAGGCUUUACUCUUUACGCCAGUGGUAAUGGAGGUAGAAAUUCAACUUGGGAAAGAGACAUUUUCAGGCCAUGGAUGAUGUGCAACCGCACCAUCUAUGUACGACCUCCAUCAAACAUCAAGUCUCAGAUGGAGGUUGUCAACUUGUGGGAAGGUUUUAGCGGGAAGACCCUGCAGAAGGAACAUAUCACCGAGCAGGAAUGGCUUCAAAAGAUACAAGUGGUUUGGAUGGUGGAGGAAGACAUCGGGAAGUACGUGGUGAAGGCCAUGGAUGAUGUGCACACCCAUAACCACACCAUCUAUGUACAACCAGCAUCAAACAUCAAAUCUCAGAUGGAGGUUGUCCACUUGUGGGAAGCUCUUAGCGGGAAGGCCCUGUAG
Messenger RNA from Nymphaea colorata (pocket water lily), 957 nucleotides. RefSeq names its product bifunctional pinoresinol-lariciresinol reductase 2-like. NCBI's taxonomy places the organism in Eukaryota, Viridiplantae, Streptophyta, Magnoliopsida, Nymphaeales, Nymphaeaceae. The coding region runs from base 1 to 957 and encodes 318 amino acids. The transcript has 7 exons. The record is from RefSeq and is a predicted model, not a curated record.